Vicia villosa (hairy vetch) is the source of this 3937-nucleotide messenger RNA. RefSeq names its product pumilio homolog 2-like. Gene Ontology annotation, biological process: post-transcriptional regulation of gene expression. Lineage: Eukaryota; Viridiplantae; Streptophyta; Magnoliopsida; Fabales; Fabaceae. The coding region runs from base 375 to 3473 and encodes 1032 amino acids. Gene Ontology annotation, cellular component: cytoplasm. Gene Ontology annotation, molecular function: mRNA binding. The transcript has 10 exons. The record is from RefSeq and is a predicted model, not a curated record.
AAAAAUAUUCUGGAUAUUUUCGAGAUUCAACAAUAUCAAAAAUGAAAACAAAUUAAAAAAAUUUGGGUUUUGUUUUGUUGGGUUGGGUUUUUGUUUUUGUUUUUGGUUCUAUCAUCGUUAUUUUUCACUUGUGUAUUUAAUCCUCAUUUUCUUCUUUAGAAUGGAACAAAACCCUAAGGGUUCUUGCAAGAACCAAUCGCCGCCAGAUUGAUUAUCUCUCCUCUCUUUCUCUUUUCAUCUCGUUAUUAUUGCACCAUUCUUAACUACUCUUUCUGUUUUCAGCUUCAAGAAGUUUUGAGGAAUAAGCUUGAUUUUUUCUGCUUCAGUAACUAACUGAGAGUUUGUUUGAUAAUAUUGAAUUGAGUUUUUAAAGAAUGUUGUCUGAGUUGGAAAGAAGACCGGUUCUUGGUAAUAACGAGGGGUAUUAUGGUGAUGAAUUGGAGAAAGAAAUAGGGAUGUUGCUUCGGGAGCAGCGACGACAAGAAGGCGAUGGCGAUGAUCGUGAUCGCGAACGGGAGCUUAAUAUAUAUAGGAGUGGAUCAGCUCCACCUACUGUGGAAGGUUCUUUGAGUGCAGUUGGAGGAUUGUUUGGUGGUGGUGGUGGUAGUGGUAGUGGUACAGCUGGUUUUUCGGAUUUUGCUGGGAGUAAGGAUGUGAAUGGAGUUGUUUCUGAGGAGGAGCUUAGGUCGGAUCCGGCUUAUCUUUCGUAUUAUUAUUCGAAUGUGAAUUUGAAUCCUAGGCUUCCACCUCCUUUGUUGUCGAAAGAGGAUUGGAGGUUUCAGCAGAGACUGAAAGGCAGUAGCUCGGGUGUAGGUGGGAUUGGAGAUAGAAGGAAGGGUAUUAUGACUGAUGAUAAUGGUGGUAGGGCAAUGUUUUCGACGCCGCCGGGUUUUAACUUUAGGAAGCAAGAAAGGAGUGAGGUGGAUGCUGAAAAACCAAGAGGCUCUGCUGAAUGGGGUGGGGAUGGUCUUAUUGGUUUACCUGGCUUGGGGCUUAGGAACAAACAAAAGAGUCUUGCUGAGAUUUUUCAGGAUGAUAUGGACCAGAACACCUCGAUCACAGGCCUUCCUUCUCGUCCAGCAAGUCGUAAUGCAUUUGAUGAAAAUGUUGAUGUCUUAAAUACUUCUGAAGCAGAGUUGUCUCACGGUCAAGGAUCAUCUACAACUCAAAAUGUUGGUCUACCAACUUCAUAUUCUUAUGCUGCUGCUCUAGGAGGAUCUUCACUGUCAAGAAGCACUACUCCUGAUCCACAACAUGUUGCAAGGGCUCCUAGUCCAUGCCUCACACCUAUUGGUGGAGGGAGAAACGUUGCUUCUGACAAGAGAGGUAUUAUCAGUCCAGAUGCCUUUAACGGUGUUUCAUCCGGCAAGAAUGAGUCAGCAGAUCUUGUGGCUGCAUUGUCAGGGAUGAACUUGUCAGCAGGUGAUGAAAACCAUCUGCCAUCACAGGUUGAAUCAGAUGUCGAUAAUCAUCAGAGAUACCUUUUUGGGAUGCAGGGUGGUCAAGAUCAUGGCAAGCAACAUGCAUAUUUUAAAAAAUCUGAAUCAGGGCAUUUGCAGAGUUCGGUUAAGAGCAGGAGUGGAUCGGAUCUUAGUAAUCUAUCUCUGCAUCGGCAGGUUGAGCUGCAAAACUUAUCUGUUCCUUCAAAUAACUCGUAUUUCAAAGGAUCGCCCUCCCAUUUUAGCGGAGGAGGUAAUUUGCCAGCUCAGUACCAGGGUAUCGAUGGUUUGAAUUCGUCAUUUACUAACUAUGGCGUAGGUGGUUAUACGGGAAAUCCCGGUUUGACAUCCUUGAUGACUAACCAAUAUGGCACCGGUAAUCUGCCACCCUUGUUUGAAAAUGUUGCUGCAGCAUCAGCAAUGGCAUCCCCUGGAAUGGAUUCGAGAUUUCUUGGAGUUGGUUUGGCUUCUGGAGCUGGUUCUCCUUCUGAUGUGCAUAGUCUUGGUCGGAUGGGAAAUCAAAUUGCAGGGGGCGGUCUUCAGGCCCCGUUUGUUGAUCCAGUGUAUCUUCAGUACAUGAGGACAUCUGAAUAUGCUGCAGCACAACUUGCUGCUCUUAAUGACCCCUCUGUGGACAGGAACUACUUGGGCAAUUCAUACAUGAAUUUACUCGAGAUUCAGAAAGCUUAUCUCGGGUCUGUUAUCUCGCCUCAAAAGUCACAAUACAAUGUACCACUGGGUGGUAAAUCAGCCAGCUCCAACCACCAUGGUUAUUAUGGAAAUCCAGCAUACGGGGUUGGAUUGUCUUAUCCAGGAAGUCCAAUGGCAAACUCUGCUUCUCCAGUUGCGUCUGGAAGUCCCAUCAGACACAACGAUCUAAACAUGCGUUUUGCUUCUGGAAUGAGGAACUUAGGUGGGGUCAUGGGACCUUGGCAUGUAGAUACUGGGAACAUGGAUGAAAGCUUUGCAUCUUCUCUGUUGGAAGAGUUCAAGAGCAAUAAAGCCAAGUGUUUUGAGCUCUCUGAAAUUGCUGGACAUGUUGUUGAAUUCAGUGCGGAUCAAUAUGGGAGCCGAUUUAUUCAACAGAAGCUUGAAACAGCAACUACAGAAGAAAAAAACAUGGUUUAUCAGGAAAUCAUGCCACAUGCUCUUGUUUUGAUGACUGAUGUCUUUGGUAAUUAUGUGGUUCAAAAGUUUUUUGAGCAUGGACUUGCACCCCAGAGAAGAGAAUUAGCCAACAAGCUUCUUGGUCAUGUGCUGACACUUAGCCUUCAAAUGUAUGGUUGUCGGGUCAUCCAAAAGGCAAUUGAAGUUGUUGAUCUGGAUCAGAAAAUUGAGAUGGUUCAAGAGCUUGAUGGUAAUAUCAUGCGCUGUGUACGUGAUCAGAAUGGUAAUCAUGUCAUUCAGAAGUGUAUUGAAUGUGUCCCAGAAGAUGCAAUUGACUUCAUUGUUUCAACAUUUUUUGAUCAAGUUGUGUCACUCUCAACCCAUCCAUAUGGUUGUCGUGUGAUACAAAGAGUACUGGAGCACUGCGAAAGCCCUGCAACGCAGCAGAAAGUUAUGGAUGAGAUUUUAAGUUCUGUUAGUAUGUUAGCUCAGGAUCAGUAUGGCAACUACGUUGUUCAGCAUGUACUGGAACAUGGGAAGCCUCAUGAGCGUUCUACUAUAAUAAAGGAAUUAGCCGGGAGGAUAGUUCAAAUGAGUCAACAAAAGUUUGCCUCCAAUGUUGUGGAGAAAUGCUUGACCUUCAGUGGUCCUUCAGAACGCCAAAUACUAGUCAGUGAGAUGCUUGGAACCACGGAUGAAAAUGAGCCUCUUCAGGCAAUGAUGAAAGAUCAGUUUGCAAAUUAUGUUGUCCAAAAGGUGCUAGAAACAUGUGACGACCAUCAACGCGAGCUGAUUCUUUCCCGAAUCAAAGUUCAUUUGAAUGCAUUGAAGAAGUACACCUAUGGAAAGCAUAUUGUUGCGCGUGUAGAGAAACUUGUUGCUGCUGGAGAAAGAAGAAUUGCUGCUCAAACUCCUCAACCUGCUUAGGCGUGACAUAGAAAAAUAAUGUUUGUUUGUAGUUUGUACAGCUAGCUAACUGAGCUUAGUGCAAGCUUCUUCAUCAAGAGUCUAUAUGUUUCCGCUGAUUGAAAAUAAAGUUGUUGAUUGUACUGCAAAAAUGUGUACAUUUGUAGCCUUUUACGUUUAUACAUAGAAUUUCAAGCAAGAUGAGGUUCAGAUGUUUCCCUGCAGAGAAGAUGAAAAUAUUAUGGUGGUGAUGAUGACUAUACAGGCCCUUUUUUUCACGGUGUAAUGUCCAUAAAAUGGUGAGGUAGUUUACAACUUUAAGCACUGUACAAAUCAUGCUUUGUGGAGGUGUUGACAGUUUAUUAGAAUCUUUGUCCUUUUAUUAUGAGUAUAAAUUUUCCAGGAAGUUUAUUUUCCUAUCUCUGUUGUGAAUGCGAUCAUACGUUAUAACAUCCUGUUUUUAACACUUUUUUUUAUCAUGUUUU